AUGAACGAAGACUUCAAGAAAUUUGCAAAUUUCCAAAUAUACAAUGGUGUCGACUCUGGCACUGAAGAAACGAUUAAAAAUCUAGCAAAAGAUUUAAGUGUUAACAGUGGCCUAAAAGCAGAAAAUUACACUACUUCCAGAAGUAGUGAAGUUGACUCUGUACUCUCUAAUAUGAAUGGUACCGAUCCAACUUCCCCAGACCUCGAAGAUCAAAGACUAAACCCUCAUAGUGAGGAAUUUUCAAGUACAUUAUGGGUGAAAAAUCUUGGCGCAGUAAUUAAUAAUGACCCAGAAUACUACAAACCAUACUCAUUGGAUUGUAUAUGGCAAAACCUCUCCACUUAUGGUGAAACCACAGGUAUUGAGUCCCAAGCUAAUUUACUUAAUGCCCCACAAAAGAUACUUAACAAAAUAUAUAGAAAGGUUAAACCAGUCAGAAAAGAAAAGUCAUUUACGAUUUUGAAAGAAAUGGAAGGUUGUAUAAAUCCUGGUGAAAUGUUGGUAGUUUUAGGUAAACCUGGUUCUGGUUGUACAACAUUAUUAAAAUCUAUAUCAAACAACACUCAAGGAUUCAAGAUAACAAAAGAGUCAAAACUUUCAUAUGCUGGUUUCUCUCCAAAGGAAAUCAAGGAACACUACAGGGGUGAAGUAAUCUACAAUGGUGAGAUUGACGUUCAUUUCCCAAAGCUAACCGUUUACCAAACUUUAUACACUGCCGCUAGAUUAAAAACUCCACAAAACAGAAUUAAAGGUGUUGAAAGAGAUGCAUUUGCAAAACAUCUUACUGAAGUUACCAUGGCUACUUACGGUCUUUCACACACAAGAGAUACAAUAAUUGGUAACGAUUUAAUAAGAGGUGUUUCUGGUGGUGAACGUAAAAGGGUGUCCUUGGCUGAAGCAAGUAUAUGUGGUGCUAAAUUUCAAUGUUGGGAUAAUGCAACAAGAGGUUUAGAUUCAUCAACAGCGUUAGAUUUCAUUCGUGCCCUAAGGGUCAAUGCAACGACUAUGGGCAAUUCUUCUACCGUAGCUAUCUAUCAUUGUUCAGAAGAUUCUUUCAAUCUGUUCGAUAAAGUAUGUGUUCUAGAUCAGGGUUACCAGUUAUUUUUUGGUCCUUGUGAAGAUGCUAAGCGUUAUUUUGAAGACAUGGGUUAUGUUUGUCCACCAAGACAAACCACUGCUGACUUUCUAACAUCUGUAACAAGUCCAGAAGAAAGAAUACUUAACAAGGAGUUUCUAAAGAAAGGCAUAAUGAUUCCACAAACACCAAAGGACAUGAAUGAAUACUGGAAAAAAUCAGAAGCCUAUGCUAUUCUGACUCGUGAAAUCGAAGCUAAACUUUCUAAAAACGUAGAGGAAUCUCGUAGAAUGAUCAAAGAAGCUCACAUCGCAAGACAAUCCAAAAGAACAAGAGCUUCCUCUCCAUACACAGUCAAUUAUGGUCUACAAGUCAAAUAUCUACUCUACAGGGAUAUUUGGAGAAUAACAAACUAUCCUACAGUAAAUCUAUUCAUGCUGUUUGGUAACUCAACAAUGGCAUUGAUUUUAGGUUCGAUGUUCUACAAAAUCAUGAAGCAUCAGGAUACUGAGAGUUUCUAUUUCAGAGGUGCCGCUAUGUUUUCUGCUAUUCUUUUUAACGCAUUCUCAUGUCUAUUGGAGGUUUUUUCAUUAUACGAGGCAAGACCUAUUAUCGAAAAACACAAAUCAUAUUCUUUAUACCAUCCAAGUGCCGACGCUUUUGCAUCUAUUAUCUCUCAAAUUCCAACCAAGCUUUCUAUUGCUAUCUGUUUUAACAUUAUCUUCUAUUUUUUGGUAAAUUUUAAACGUGAUGCAGGAUCAUUCUUUUUCUACUUUUUAAUUAACAUUGUGACUGUUUUCUCUAUGUCUCACAUGUAUAGAACUUUUGGUUCGUUAACUAGAUCACUUCCAGAGGCUAUGUUUCCUGCUGCUGUUUUGCUUCUAGCUAUGGCAAUGUACACUGGGUUUGCUAUUCCAAAGACGAAAAUGUUGGGAUGGUCUACAUGGAUCUGGUAUAUCAAUCCACUGGCGUAUCUAUUUGAAUCUUUAAUGAUCAAUGAAUUCCACGAUCGUCAAUUUACGUGUUCUUCUUUCAUCCCAACUGGUGCGAUGUAUGCUGAAUACACUGGUACUCAUAGAAUUUGUGCUGCUCGUGGUGCUCAAGCUGGUCAAGAUUAUGUCCUUGGUGAUGACUACAUUAAAAACAAUUAUGGUUACGAACAUAGUCAUAAAUGGCGCGGUUUCGGUAUUGGUGUUGGCUAUUCUGUCUUCUUCCUAUUGACCUAUUUACUUGUCUGUGAAUUUAAUCCUGGUAAAGCCCAAAGAGGUGAAAUGUUGGUAUACCCACAGCAUAUCAUUAGAAAAAUGAGAAAACUAAGACAAAGUCUGAAAAUUACUGAGUAUACCGAAGAUGAUUUAGAAGCUGGUUCAAGUGAUUCUAGCAUUACAGAUAUCACAUUAUUAGAAGACUCAGGAGAGUUGGAAGAGGAGAAAUUUGAAUCUGCGGGUCUGUCAAAGUCAAAAGAUAUCUUCCACUGGAGAAAUGUUUGCUAUGAUAUCGACAUUAAAGGUAACACCAAAAGAAUUUUGAACAAUGUCGACGGUUGGGUUAAGCCAGGAACAUUAACUGCUUUAAUGGGUGUGUCUGGUGCAGGUAAGACCACAUUACUCGAUUGCUUAGCUGAAAGAAUUACGACUGGUAUAAUUAGCGGUAAUAUCUUUGUUAAUGGUACUACACGUGACGGUUCCUUCCCAAGGUCUAUCGGUUAUUGUCAACAACAGGAUCUACAUUUGAAAACAUCUACAGUCAGAGAAUCACUAAGAUUUUCUGCAUAUUUACGUCAACCAAGCACUGUUUCAAUUGAAGAAAAGAACGCAUACGUAGAGGAGGUUAUCAAAAUCUUAGACAUGGAAAUUUACGCCGAUGCUAUUGUCGGUGUUCAAGGUGAAGGUUUAAACGUUGAACAAAGAAAAAGAUUAACAAUUGGUGUCGAAUUAGCUGCUAAGCCGAAAUUACUUGUUUUCCUUGAUGAACCAACAUCUGGUCUAGAUUCUCAAACUGCCUGGUCUAUUUGUCAAUUAAUGAGAAGACUUGCUGAUCAGGGUCAAGCUAUCCUUUGUACCAUCCAUCAACCAACUGCUAUUCUUAUGGAAAAAUUUGACAGAUUGCUAUUAUUAGAAAAAGGUGGUAAGACAGUUUAUUUUGGUAAGUUGGGUUCCGGCUGUCGUAACAUGAUUAAUUACUUCGAAAGACACGGCUCUCCAAAAUGUCCUUCUGAUGCUAAUCCAGCCGAAUGGAUGUUAGACACCAUUGGUUCAUCAAGUAGCUCACAUGUCCAGGAAGAUUAUCACGACAUCUGGAUUAAUUCUAUUGAUUACAAAAUGGUCCAAAAAGAACUAGAUCAACUGGAAAACGUAAAUAUAAAUAAUUCCAUGAGUGUCAACAAUUCUGAUGAUAACGAAUUUGCUACAUCAUUGAUAUACCAGACAGCAAUAGUCGGUAAACGUCUAAUGGAACAAUAUUGGAGAUCUCCACAAUAUCUAUGGUCUAAGUUUGCUUUGACAAUUAUCAAUAUGCUAUUUAUUGGGUUUACAUUUUUUAAAACAAAAGCUUCUCUACAAGGGUUACAAAGUCAAACAUUGGCCAUUUUCAUGUUUACUGUCAUUUUCAACCCCUUAUUACAACAAUACUUACCUAACUAUGUCCAACAACGUGACCUCUAUGAAGUCAGAGAAAGACCAUCUAGAACAUUCUCUUGGAAGGCGUUUAUUGUUUCUCAAAUUUUAAUCGAAGUCAUUUGGAAUUUCUUAGCUGGUACAAUUGCGUUCUUUAUUUACUAUUACACCAUCGGUUUCUACCGUAACGCCUCAGUUGCUAAUCAACUAUACGAAAGAGGUGUGUUAUUCUGGUUAAUAUGCACAGCCUACUUUGUCUUUGUCGGUUCAAUGGGAAUUCUAACCAUGUCUGCUAUUCAAGUCCUAGAAAAUGCUGCUUAUGCUGCUAGUUUAAUGUUUACUAUGUGUCUAUCCUUCUGUGGUGUCUUCACUACCAGAAAGGCAAUGCCUGGUUUCUGGGUAUUCAUGUACAGAGUAUCACCACUAACAUACCUAUUAGAAUCCUUAUUAGCUGUCGGUGUCAGUAAUGUUGCAAUCGAAUGUGAUGAAAACGAGUUCUUACAAUUGGUUCCACCUGCCGGUCAAACUUGUGGUGAUUAUCUAAGCCCAUAUCUUUUUGCGGCACAAACUGGUUACCUAAAAGACCAAUUAGCCACAGACGUCUGUAGUCUAUGUGAAUUAUCACAUACUAAUGAUUACUUAUCUAGAGUCGACGUCAAAUAUUCUCAGAGAUGGAGAAAUUACGGUAUCUUCCUUUGUUAUAUUGUAUUCAAUUACUCAGCCGGUGUUCUUCUAUACUACCUAUUUAGAGUUCCAAAGAAGAACAGCACAAAGAGUAAGUCCACAUAA
Messenger RNA from Maudiozyma barnettii, 4479 nucleotides. Its product is annotated as pleiotropic drug resistance family ABC transporter. The transcript has a single exon. Gene Ontology annotation, biological process: xenobiotic detoxification by transmembrane export across the plasma membrane. The record is from RefSeq and is a predicted model, not a curated record. Gene Ontology annotation, cellular component: membrane. Gene Ontology annotation, molecular function: ABC-type transporter activity; ATP hydrolysis activity; ATP binding. Lineage: Eukaryota; Fungi; Ascomycota; Saccharomycetes; Saccharomycetales; Saccharomycetaceae. The coding region runs from base 1 to 4479 and encodes 1492 amino acids.